Messenger RNA from Camellia sinensis, 836 nucleotides. Lineage: Eukaryota; Viridiplantae; Streptophyta; Magnoliopsida; Ericales; Theaceae. The record is from RefSeq and is a predicted model, not a curated record.
ACAAGCUAACAGACGAUGGGUCAACCACACCGGCCGGCCUGGUUGCUGCAUCGCUAGCACAUGCAUUUGCACUGUUCGUGGCGGUUUCAGUAGGGGCUAACAUAUCAGGGGGACAUGUGAACCCAGCAGUCACAUUUGGAGCAUUCAUAGGGGGUCACAUUACAUUGUUGAGAAGUGUUUUGUAUUGGGUUGCCCAAUGCCUUGGUUCUAUUGUGGCUUGCUUGUUGCUCAAGUUCUCAACUGGUGGAAUGGAAACAUCAGCAUUUUCCCUCUCAUCCGGCGUGUCAGUAUGGAACGCCCUCGUUUUCGAGAUCGUGAUGACCUUUGGCCUUGUCUACACCGUCUACGCCACCGCCGUGGACCCCAAAAAGGGCAACAUUGGGACCAUUGCUCCCAUCGCAAUCGGUUUCAUAGUGGGUGCCAACAUCUUAGCCGGCGGUGCCUUCGACGGCGCUUCCAUGAACCCAGCUGUGUCCUUCGGCCCAGCCGUUGUCAGCUGGUCAUGGGACAACCACUGGGUCUACUGGCUCGGUCCCUUCGUCGGCUCUGCCAUCGCUGCCGUGGUCUAUGAAGUGCUUUUCAUUGCUCAGAACACUCAUGAGCAACUUCCCACCACAGAUUACUAAGAAUUUAGUCUUUUUCUAGGGCUCUCUCUCAGUAGGUGGUGGUGAAAGAGUUGGGAGUUGGUUUCAAUGAUGUGGGUGCUUCGGUGGUGUUUGAUUUUCAAUUUCAGGAGUUGGUACAGGCCCUAGUGGGUGUUGUUUUAUUGUGAAUUUGUCAUGUAAUCUUUGUCUUGUUUCUUUGGAAUCAAUUGUUGACCAUUGUUCAUAUGUCAA